Messenger RNA from Debaryomyces fabryi, 936 nucleotides. RefSeq lists its product as uncharacterized. Gene Ontology annotation, biological process: positive regulation of transcription by RNA polymerase I; positive regulation of DNA-templated transcription, elongation. The coding region runs from base 1 to 936 and encodes 311 amino acids. Lineage: Eukaryota; Fungi; Ascomycota; Pichiomycetes; Serinales; Debaryomycetaceae. Gene Ontology annotation, cellular component: CTDK-1 complex. The record is from RefSeq and is a predicted model, not a curated record. The transcript has a single exon.
AUGGAUUCAUUCGAAGCUAGUACACAAUUCACACAGAUUCUUAAGGGUUUGACACCCUCUAUUCAGAAUUUGACGAGAGCAGCACACUUUGCAUUAAAGAAUUCUGAAAGUGAAGAUUACUUAUUUCAUACAAUCAUAGAUACUUUAGAUGACCCAAAUAUAGAACUAAACACCAAGUCUACGAUUUUCCAAUUUAUAGAGGUGUUGAUGCAUGAGUCAUUGGUUAUAUCACUGCAGCCUAAAUCCCACUACACAUAUCCGUACGUGCACAACUUGAAAAAUUCUUUACCUAAAAUUUUGCUUAAAGUAUUACCAGGCUCGAACAAUUCAAGUCUAUACAAUGCUUAUAAUAGUUUGAAAAAUAUAUCGGAAACGUGCAAAGUUAAUUAUGAUGAAUACGAGAAGAAGUAUAGCGGUGUAUCCGAUUUAUUUACAGAUGAAGACUUGGAGAAUAUUGAGGCCAAUUUGCCAUUUCCUGACAUCAAGGUGGAAGACGAGAUUGAGGCAUCAGAUCCUUUGAUAACUACGUGGGACUUACUAAUCAAGAAGAAGAAACAGAGUCAAUACGAAAGAUUGCGGUUGUUAAAACACCAGAAAGUGAUUGAUGAAUCCGUGGAGGAAGAAGAUAUGUUCAAUUACAAAGGAGGCAAAUCACAAAAAGAUCGAAGUAAUGGUAAAGCAAAUGAACUUUUACUUUCAAAGAAGCAUAUUUUGUUGAGAAUGGAAGAUGAUAGAGAAACUCAUAAGAGAUCGAAAGAAAAUAUAUGGGUCGUAAAUAGACCUAAGGAUACUUCUAUUUUAACGGAAGAUGAGUUUUUGGUUCAUUAUUGGAAUAAAUAUAGAGUGAUGGCAGAUGAAGAAGAAAAAACAUUUAUCGAUAGCCUUGACGAGCUCAACAGUUUAGUGGCUGAAAGUUAUAAGGAUAAGCAGUUUUAG